AUCAAAAUUGAAGGUAAGCAAUUAACUAAAGAUCUUCUUCAUGUAGCCUUAUAGCUUAAAGUUGCUCUCUUUGGGGUUCUUUUCAUUGAUUCAUUGCCUAUCUCUACAAACUAGUUAUGAACCAUUUGCAGAGACUACGAAGACCAUCUGUUCUCAAAUUGGUGUCUUUAAUUUUCGUUGAAAAUUACGUUAGAGCAUCAAAAACUACUAUUUGGGCAGUUGGGUCAUCUCAUAUUGUCCAAAACCCUAGAUUUUAUAGGACAAAAAAAGCUGAGAAAUCUGAAAAUGGUCAAAAUUUAGAUGAAACAUCAACUACCGAUAGCCGAAUAUCUCGUGCAGCCCGGCAAGAAGCCCAAGGUGCUUUGUUAGAGUACUUGCAUUCAACUAGAAGUUUACAGUUCAUGGAUGCAGAGAACAUGAGUCGAAACUCGCCAAUUUUUGUUGAAAAGUUAUUGAAAAAUGUUGAGAAGGAAGAAAACAUUGGGCGGUCUUUAGCCCGGUUCUUGCGUUAUCAUCCCAUUAAUGAGUUUGAACCUUUUUUUGAAAGUAUGGGUCUGAAACCAUCUGAUUACUCGUCGCUUCUUCCACGGAACCUAAUGUUUUUGAACGAUGAUGACAUGCUGAUGGAGAAUUACCAUGUUUUCUGUAAUUAUGGUAUUGAGCGGAAUAAGAUAGGAAAGAUUUACAAGGAAGCAACAGAGGUUUUUAGAUAUGCUGGUGGGGUUUUGCAAUCAAAGCUUCAAUCUUUUGAAGAUCUAGGGUUGAGUCAGUCUACUGUGAUCAAGGUUGUUGCUUCAUGCCCUUAUCUUUUGAUUGGGAACAUACAUAAGGAAUUUUCUAUGGUUUUAGAAAAAUUGAGAAGCGCGGGGAUUGAAUAUGAAUGGAUUGAGAGGCAUUUAUUUGAGGGAAAUUCUUAUAAUUGGAGCCAUAUGCUUGAACUUUUAUCCAUUUUUGGCAAAAUGGGUUGCAGCAAGGAGGAAUUGGGAGGAGUAAUCAGUCAGCAUCCGGGACUUCUAUUUGAGGGCUCAGGAAGUACCUCCUCUACGCUAAUUGGAUUCUUGUUAAAAUUUGGAUCUUCGGUGAAUGAGAUACGUUCUCUGUUUCUGCAGUUCCCACAAAUCCAAGUUUGGAAAUUUGCUUGGAAUUUGAGGAAUUGCUAUCAUUUUCUGAUUGAAAUCGAGAUGGAUGUUCAAGAUAUUGGGAGGAUUCUUCGGUUGUACAGUGCAUUACUGGGUUUAUGUUCUCUUAAGAAAGUUAACAGUGUGCUGGCUAAUCUGAAUACCGGGAAAAAGCGUGUUUGUGAAGUCAUCAAGGAAAACCCACAAGUAUUGAAGAAUUGGGUUCUUGGAUCAAGGGUCAAACCAUUACCUGACUCUGGGGAAGCGCUUAGAUCACAGAUGAUGAAGACUAAGUUCUUGUUGAGCUUGGGAUUUGUUGAGAACUCGAGCAAAAUGAGAAAAGCUCUCAGGGAGUUCCGAGACUCGAACACAUCUGGAACAAAGAAACAUUACCAGACACAGGACCAGCUUAAAACUAGCUAG
This is a messenger RNA of Ilex paraguariensis (yerba mate), 1541 nucleotides long. The record is from the annotation of a GenBank genome assembly. Lineage: Eukaryota; Viridiplantae; Streptophyta; Magnoliopsida; Aquifoliales; Aquifoliaceae.